CAUUUUAUCCCUCCAACCGAAUGGCGUUCCAACUGCCCCAGCCAGUCAUCCCCGGGAGGAGAGUAUCCAUCAUCCUCCAAGGACCAUCUCCCGACAAUCCGCCGCCCACGCUCAGCCUUCCCCCCCUUACAAUAGACAGACGUCAUCACCCCGCGCUCUAUAUCAUACCCAAAACUCCCUCCAGCAGCGGCGUUGCACUUGGCUCGAGAAACCCGUUUCUGAAUGCUAGUAACAAUUCGUCCGCCAAUAAGAAGGAGGAUGACCACCCGAGACAUGCUUCAGGUGUCAAUGCUCUCGCAUUGGACACUACGACUGUCCUUAAAGGGGAGUCAAAUCCCGGCGGGAUCUUGUACACCGCCGGCCGAGAUGGGAUGGUCGCGUCAUGGGACUUGGAUAUCCCUCAUACUCGCCGAACAUCUCGUCGUUACAGUGCGAUCGAUGGACGGAACAAGUUGAGAAAAAUUCAAUGGGAGUUUAUCGGUGACGGCGCCGACUUUUUCCGGGCCGACGAGGAAGACCGAGAAGGUGGUAGCGAGGUGGAAGGUGAAGGAGACGGAGACGAAAGCUGGGUGGAUAUGAAGGAAACUAUGGAAGAGAUUCCAUUUGAAGAUCGGUACGAAGUCGACAAGGCGGAACUUUCAAAACGGUCUCCCAAAACGACAUUCCGCCAAUCCUCCCAAACUCACACAGACUGGGUAAACUCUCUUCUUUUGUGUAAUUACAAUAGGACAGUCAUCACUGCUUCUUCAGAUCGUACCAUCCGAGCCUGGACACCCCAUUCUUCACUUUCUGCUUCUUCGCCCUCUGGUGCCGCGGACCCUUCCCGUCCGUCUCCUGCGCUUGUGGGAACCCACACCGAUUUCGUGAAAUCGCUCGCAUUUGCAGAGGGGCCAGGGUACUUAUGGAGUGGGUCGUUAGAUCAAAAGAUUUGUCUCUGGGAUAUCCAGCAAGGGUCAGGGGAUUGUCAGCCGAUUUUGGAUGUGGAUCUGCAAGCUGAGGGGGUUUAUGGAGGAGGGGUUUAUACACUUGCUAUCGAUAAAACCGGAAGCACACUUGCGGCGGGUACGACUGAGCGAAUUGUCAGAUUGUACGAUGCACGCGCCGGUCCUCGGAGUACGGGUCAUCUUGUGGGCCACGAAGAUCGCGUGAGAAGUAUGCUCUUCAGCGAUGAUGGUAAAUAUAUGUUAUCCGCUUCUUCGGACAGUACUAUCAAACUCUGGUCCCUCGCCGCACACCGCUGCGUCCAUACAUUCACCCAUCAUGAUUCCCCCGUCUGGGCCCUCCACUCUAAUCACCCCAACUUCGAGCGAUUCUACUCUGGUUCACGAGACGGCCGUCUCUGCGUUGUCGACGUCGAAGGAUGUCGGAAUCUUUCCGGAGGCGAAGCUGUACUCCUCGCGGGCUCGGAGCCGGAGACGCAGUAUGGUGAGAGGGGAAUAAGAUCGAUUGUUGCGAUGGACGAUGAGUAUGUGUGGACGUCAAGUGGGAUGGAGGAUGUGGUGAGAUGGAAGGAUGUGGGCAGGAGGGUUGGCAGGUUGGAUAAGGUUUUUGAUGGGGCGAGUUAUAGGUCGCCUGUUCAGGCUGGGGGAGCUGGGAUGGAGAGGGAGCCGGGACGCGUGGCGUUUGCGUCAUCUCCUCGGGAUCCACUUUUGGGCGGAGAAGCCUCUGUGUCGGCUUUAUCAGCCAAUGUUCGUGAUCGUCUAGCGGUUGGUCAUAGGAGCACAUUGUCAAACUCUUCCCUCGUAUCCUCUUCAGCUUCUACCGUUGCUGGUGACGAUGACCGUGGGGAUGAGGGCCAAGAGCAAGGUGAAGGUGGAGGCGAUACAGGUUUGACGAGGAAUGGGAUACCAUACGAAUCGUUGAUCAACCUCUCGGUCGACCGGGGACUGUAUGGCUACGAGUACGAAGAAUCCACCAUCUCCAUCUCUGGUGACUACACCUCUUCCGCUCCUCCCCCGGCCCAACCUCUCCGACCAAGCGCGCUCUACGCCCAACGCGACCUCGCCUGCCUCGCUCGCCCUAUCCAACCUCACCCACCCCUCGACGACCCAGGAAUCAUCCGCGGUCGAACCGGUCUUAUCCGUUCUGAACCGCUGAACGAUAGGAUCCACGUCCUCACGGCGGAUGCUGACGGGCAGGUGGCGCUUUGGAAUAUCGUUAAAGGCAUUUGUGUCGGCGUCUUCGACCCAAAAGAAUUAUGUGAAGCCCUCCAUAUCUCGCCCACACCGUCAGCAGAGGCAUCACGGGCAUUCCCAAGGACGGGACCACCCCUGGAGCCAGAGGUGGAAGCGGUAAGGAUAGAGUUGAGGAGACAUUCGCAAGAUGUUCUGAACAUGAUUAGAGAGCAUGUACAAGGGAUGACUUCGGUAUCGCAGUGGUUUAGUUCGGAUACGAAGACGGGGAGUCUGGCGGUACAUAUUGAGGAGAGGACGGCAUUUGUUGGGGAUGUGUAUCUAAAUGAUAUUGGGUUGAAAGUGGAGGGUGGAGAAGGUGGGGAAGAUCAGAAAAUCAACCUCGGUCAAUGGACGCUUGCAAACUUGUUCCGGGGGUUUAUCGCAGCCGAGGAACACGAAGUUAUUUCUCAUCUUCCCAACUCACCUUCCACACUCUCCUCCUCCCUUCCUUCCACAUAUGGUGCUCCCAACUCUAAUGACAACGCCAAUCAUCUCCGCUCCCCGACGAUUACCACAUCCAUUGACCGACCUCCAAUUUCACCGGGUCAUCGAAAACGUGCUCUCACUGGUUCAUUCUCCGGUACGAGACCUCCUGCAGCGUCGUUGGUCAUUCCUGGUCUUGUGAGCCCCGCUGCGAGGCCAGCCGUGGAGCUGGAUAUGCCCACCGAUGUAUUUGGCAGCAGUGGCAGUAUUGAAGGCAAGGAAUCUUUGUUGAGGUCGAUCUCCGGGAGAGCGGUCGGUACACCAGGAGGUUUCAGCAUCGGAUCAAUGACUUCUCCAGGAUUGUUGGGAGAAGGUAUACCGAUCGCUAGUAGUGCUACGAAUGGAAAUGGGGGAAGGGAUUACUUCUCGCCAAGAAAGAAGACUGAGCAGACUGUUGUAGGUGCGCUGGCUUCUUCUGGUCCUGGGAGUGGAGACCGGGAAGGAUCGAGUUCGGCGACGAAGGGCCAGGGUACUCCGUCUACACCUGGGGGAAGUUUUAUGGGUAGGAUCAAGAUCAAGAACUUUGGGAAAAAGAAGGCGGCAGAAGUUAGUAUGCCCGCUGUGCAGGAGCGAGCAGCGACGCCUGAAGAUACCGGACCCAAGAGAUCUGAGCGAGACAUUCAACAACUCGAGAUGCUUGACAACAUCCGUGCACAUCAUUUCCACCCUCCUCCCCCUUGGGAAGCCCCUUAUGUCGCUUAUCCACCGUCUACCACUCUCCUCAUCUCAGAGGUAUGGCAAGACACUGGAGCAUGGGUCGUUACCUAUCGUUCGGAAGUUGGGUCAACAGAGAGGGAUAUGGAGCCUCUCGAGACUAAUUCACCUGGGUGGCUGUUGUGGUAUCUCUUUACAAACACCAUCCCACCCAAACCUCAACAUCUUGUGAAUAUCAGAUUCAAGCUAGAGCCUUUCCCGGGUAGUGAACUGCCUGAGUUGCCAAGAGGGGAAUCCCAAGUCAAUGCACCAAAGACACUCCGAUGUAAUAAAGUUUACCACUAUGUGGCGGAACGCCUGAAUGCGAUAAAUGAGGCACAGAACCAUCGAUCCAAGAAAAAGAAAUUGACAGCAGAGGAUAUAGAUCUUGUGAUCAUGACAGACCCCGAAAUCGGGUCGCUUGAUUAUAGGAUGACUGUUGGAACAGUCAAAGCUUAUUAUGCCCCAAGAGGAGAUUAUGGGUUCUGGUACUCUCUGAGGCAGAAAAAAUAGGGUCAUCUGAAGGCGUCGUUUGGCCUUGGUUGAUCUUUUUGACGACAUCUGAUCAUAUGUCGUAUCUCACUUUGUUAUUUCAUUCUUAAGUUAUUGUAUUGGCGUAGAAUUAUGAUGAUCUAGUUGUCAUGGGUGUAAAGAAUGCAAGG
Molecule: messenger RNA, 4012 nt
Organism: Cryptococcus deneoformans JEC21
Lineage: Eukaryota; Fungi; Basidiomycota; Tremellomycetes; Tremellales; Cryptococcaceae
Exons: 6
Coding region: 21-3863 (1280 amino acids)
Biological process (GO): protein deubiquitination; double-strand break repair via homologous recombination
Molecular function (GO): ubiquitin binding
Source: RefSeq, a predicted model, not a curated record